CUACCCACUUGCAUGUACGUCAGUCACGGUGGCUUGUGUUUGUACCCAAAUGCAAUCCGGGGACUCGGGAUUUGACAUACUGAUACAAGGCGACUAAUCUGUUGGCUGGAGUCUUUGCCCAGACUCUGGUCUGGUGUGGGGGUUGAGUGUCGUGUGUCUGUGUGUGUUGUAUGUGCACUCGAUGUGCGUACGUAUACCCCAUACCAAACCGACAUAUAUGCAUACAUAUGUCGACAUGUCUGAGGCGAACUGCAAGCUAGAUCUGCAGGUCGUUCAUUACUUACCUGCCUGUCUAUCUGUAUGUGAUAUGGUGGAGGAGCUCCUUUCUAAACUUACUAGGUAUGACAACAGAUUCAUAUUGCAUCUUGCUGGCCCCCUUUUCCUUUUUCGAAUUAAAAUAGUUGCUUCUCCUUUCUCAUUCUUGUUCAACCCUAGCCCUACGGGCGCAUGCCAUGGAAUGCAUGAGUACCAUGGUUCAUCCAGCGCCCUGUGCGUUUACUCCUCAUUUCCCACUAACUCCCUGCCUCCUGAUAUCAUCCAAGGGUUUCUGCUGCUGCUACUACUACUACUACUACUGCAUCGCUGAUUUCUCCCCAUUUGCAUGCGUGCGCUGGCGC
Aspergillus neoniger CBS 115656 is the source of this 617-nucleotide messenger RNA. RefSeq lists its product as uncharacterized. The record is from RefSeq and is a predicted model, not a curated record. NCBI's taxonomy places the organism in Eukaryota, Fungi, Ascomycota, Eurotiomycetes, Eurotiales, Aspergillaceae. The coding region runs from base 182 to 586 and encodes 134 amino acids. The transcript has a single exon.